Messenger RNA from Oldenlandia corymbosa var. corymbosa, 3207 nucleotides. Lineage: Eukaryota; Viridiplantae; Streptophyta; Magnoliopsida; Gentianales; Rubiaceae. The record is from the annotation of a GenBank genome assembly.
UAAGAACCUUAUAAUUAAUAUUACUUUAUUUCAAAGAAAAAACUGGAAAAAAAUUGAGAGAAAAAAAAUAAAAUAGGACCAGAGAAUCCAAGGGCAAAUGAGGGCAGCGCCAUGCCAGAACAACAAACAAUGCAGCACAUAAAUGAUUGAGUGAGCAGCCACCAUACAUCUUUUGCCUCCAACUACCUUGGAUGAACAUGAGAAGUUUUACAUAUUACUUGGGAGACCUAGAACUACCGGGCCAUAAAAAAAAAUUCACCUUAAUAUUUGGAGCAAGCUAAGGUAUGCUAAUCUGGAGUCCAAUAUGGUGUUUAAGUACCUACGAGUCUAGGAAGGUUGAUGAUGCAUGCAGGGGGUGCUAGCUAUAGAUACAGGGGAAUGAGCUUGUUCCACCCUCAACCAAAAUUUCCAGAAAAAGAGGGGGAAAAAAGAAAUAGAGAAAGAAGGAAGUGACGUUCGAGACUCUGAAAAAGCAAGAAGAACCUCUGAUCGAAGCGCCUAUAGUGUUGGAUAAGAUAUUUCCUCUACAACAUCAUACAAAUGACUGUAGAACACAAAUCACCCUUGAUGAGUUCUAAUAGGCAGAUUCGAGUGCGAAAUCAGAAGUUAAUACAUAAGUUCGCCUUAGCAGUCUUCAAGACAGAGGAAGCGCAAAUCCUCGCUUAAUGUUAAAAUGUGAAAUGAAACUCAAUACUUUCUCAAAAGAACAAAGGACAAGUUUACCAUUGAACUAGCUUCUGAUUCGCAUAUACUGAUGAAAUGCAAAUUCAUUUCCAUAUCCUCAAGAAUAUAGUCUUGCUACAAUUGUAGUCAGUGAUUGUGACACAUUACCAAACGACAUCUAAAGCAGACUUUUCUGUCCGAUAUAAUUUUAAAGUGAUUUCAAAAGCCUCACUACAAGAAAACUCACAUUAUUGUUUAUACAACUAGUGAGAGUACCCACAAAUUGUUCAUACUAUAUAGCACUGCGUAUGUAAGCUACCAGCACUCACAAAACUCAGGGUCGACAAUCGUAAGAGAGAAUCAAUAAUUCAAAAUGGAAACAUUCAUUAUCAAUAUCAUUUGUUUCUCUGUUCUUAUAACACUUCUUUCAACAAUACUAAUUUGGAAGAAACAGCAAUCAGCCCCAGAGAAACGGCCACCAUCCCCAUGGAAGUUGCCAAUAAUUGGACAUUUGCAUCUUUUAAAGGGUGCUCUGCCCCAUCAUAUUCUCAGAAAACUCUCUCAGAAGUACGGUGCUCUGAUUCACUUACAGAUGGGAGAGGUACCAACAAUCGUCGUGUCAUCCCCGCGAUUAGCCAAAGAGAUACUGAGAACUCAAGAUGCCAUUUUCGGUAACCGGGGAGAGAUUCUGGCUGGGAAGAUUAUCGGCUACAAUUGUGCAGAUAUUGCCUGUGCUCCAUCGGGCGAUCAUUGGAGACAAAUGCGAAAAAUCUGCACUUCGGAACUUUUCAAUGCUAAAAAUGUUCGGUCAUAUGGAUCAAUUAGGCACCAGGAAGCUUACAGUGUCAUCAGAUCUAUCAAAGACCAUGUUGGUAGUUCAACACAAAUUAAUUUAACAGAGAAACUGGAACAAUACACUAGUUCCAUGGUUGUCAGAGCAGCAUUCGGAAAAGUUAGUAGGGAUGAUAAAACGGCUUUCUUAGAGCAAAUCAAGGAGUUGUUGCCUCUUUCCAGUGCCUUUGAGAUUUCUGAUCUGUUCCCAUCUAUAAAGUUUCUACAUCCUUUCUUUUCCAACAAGAAUAAAUUGAUGGCAAUCCAUCACAAGCUAGAUAGAGUGUUGGACAGCAUUAUCGAUCAGCAUCUCGAAAGAAACUUGCCCGGUUCACGGCCGUCCUCCACCAGUGAACAGCAAGGUAAUGAAGAUCUAAUUGAUGUUUUGCUGAGGGUGAAGGACAACGAUGACCUGCAAGUUCAAGUCACAAAGAAUAACAUUAAGGCCAUUAUGAUUGAUGUUUUUGUUGGGGGAACUGGAACUUCAGCCACAACUGUUGAGUGGGCAAUGGCUGAAUUGAUUCGACAUCCUGAGGCGAUGGCCAAGCUACAGAAGGAGAUAAGGGCAUCUCUUAAGAAGAACAAAACAGUUGAAGAGUCAGACAUCCAAGAACUCAACUACCUAAAACUAGUUGUUAAAGAAACACUCAGGUUACACCCUCCGGUCCCUCUGUUGCCUCCAAGAGAAAACACGAUGCAAACUGAGAUUGAUGGCUAUACAAUCCCGGUCAAAACAAGAGUCUUAGUUAAUGCCUGGGCUGUCGGAAGAGAUCCCAGUUAUUGGGAUGAUCCUGAGAGCUUCAAACCAGAGAGGUUCGAAAACAGUGGCACCGAUUUCAGCGGAAAUCACUUCGCGUAUAUACCAUUUGGCUCAGGGAAAAGAAUGUGCCCAGGAAUGUCAUUUGGCCUCGCCAAUGUCUAUCUUCCAUUAACUCUUUUACUCUACCAUUUUGAUUGGAAACUCCCCAAUGGCCUCAAGCCAAAUGAUUUAGACAUGGCAGAGAGCGUUGGUCUCGCUACAUCAAGAGUAAAACCCUUACUCUUGAUUCCAACAUUGUACGAGCCUUCCCUUUAAAAUGUACGGCCAAGACUGUUGCAAACCAUAUUCAUGAAGUCAAAGUACGAUAUUCUGGUAACCUGCGCAAUAUGGCUGUUAACAUUAUCCAUCUUUCUUUCUUUCUACUUCUUUUCAUUCUGAGCUGAUAUUUUAUACUAACUCAAAGGGUUGGAGAUGCUUAAUCAAUUUAAUGAACAACGAGUCAAAGGGUCUUUAACGUAGGUGCAAUAAGAUGGCACUUGUUGGAGAAAACUGGUGCUAAGAAAGUGAUUUAAUGAACGAAGCUCCCAAGAAGAACAAUCUCGAUAUAUGGAAAUAUGGGCAACUGACGCUGUCUUAUGUGGGUUAAGGAUCAUUCCAAAAUGUCGCGAUCGAUACAUUGAUUUGGUCACAGAAUGGUUGUUUUUAAAACUUUCUACGUUGGCAUAGAAAUUGAUGGAAGAUUGAAACCUAAAUUAGAAGAAAUUGAAGUAAAAAAAUCCAUAUGUGGGCAUACCCGUUGACUAAGUCCAGGUCGACGGCUCCACAGCAAUUUUACUACUUCCUCGUCUUAGUAGGCAAAAAAACAAUGUCCAAAUUCAUAUAUAAAAUUGUCCCUAGAAAAUAAUAUAGUUUCAUAACCAUCCAAAUUUUUUUGGUUAAAAUGUACUCCCUCC